CUAUGAGCAGCGUAUUCUUAAAUUGGUGGUUUUCUUAAUGGAGUUCUGUAUGUGGCUGAGGCGCGACAUGUGUCGGUUCACUGCAGAUUCCUCGUGGUCUGGAGGACACAAGUCAGCAGACAGGCACGGAGCUGGAGGACAUGGAGUAUUUUAAAACGGUUGACAGAAAUGAAAACUGAAGAUUUAUUCUGAGAGUGAAAACUGCAGAAAUGGAUUUAUUCAAGCAGCAGAAGGUGGAGGACUUCUAUGAGAUCGGUGAGGAGCUGGGGAGUGGACAGUUUGCCAUCGUGAAGCAGUGCAGAGAGAAGGUCUCCGGUCUGGAGUUCGCCGCCAAGUUCAUAAAGAAGCGUCAGAGCAUCGCCAGCUCUCGAGGCGUUCGGCGGGAGGAGAUCGAGCGGGAGGUGGACAUCCUGCAGCAGAUCCAGCACCCCAACAUCGUGACGCUGCACGACGUCUACGAGAACCGGACCGACGUGGUUCUGAUCCUGGAGCUGGUCUCCGGCGGCGAGCUGUUCGACUUCUUGGCCCAGAAGGAGUCUCUGAGCGAGGAGGAGGCCACUCAGUUCAUCAAGCAGAUCCUGGAGGGAGUCAACUACCUCCACUCCAGGAAGAUCGCCCACUUCGAUCUCAAGCCGGAGAACAUCAUGCUGCUGGACAAGAACGUUCCGCUGCCCAGAAUCAAACUCAUCGACUUCGGUCUCGCUCAUAAAAUCGAAGCCGGAGUCGAAUUCAAAAACAUCUUCGGGACUCCAGAGUUUGUAGCUCCAGAGAUCGUGAACUACGAGCCGCUGGGUCUGGAGGCCGACAUGUGGAGCAUCGGGGUCAUCACCUACAUCCUGCUCAGCGGAGCUUCUCCUUUCCUGGGAGAAACCAAACAGGACACUCUGGGAAACAUCUCGGCCAUAAACUACGAGUUCGACGAGGAGUUCUUCUGCCACACCAGCGACCUGGCCAAGAAGUUCAUCAGCCAGCUGCUGGAGAAGGACAAGAAGAAGAGAUUAACCAUCCAGGACGCUCUGAACCACCCGUGGAUCAAGUCCAACGAGCACAAAGAGGAAAAUAAAUCCCUCGAGCCGAAGAAGCGCGAGCGUCGCCAGCUGAAGACGAAGCGUCUCCGGGAGUACACCAUCAAGUCCCACUCCAGCAUGCCGCCCAACAACACCUACGUGAACUUCGAGCGCUUCGCUCAGGUGGUGGAGGACAUCGACCAGAUGGAGAGCUCCUUCGUCAGCCUGGCCACGGCCCACGACUCCCUGCAGGAGGACAUCGACGCCAUGGUGUCCAUUUACAACGACAAGGAGGCCUGGUACCGGGAGGAGAGCGAGGGCGUCCGCCACGAGCUCUCCCAGAUCCGCUACGAGUUCCGUAAGGUGGAGGCGCUGAAGAGGAGCCUGCAGGACGACAUGCAGGCCUUCGGCUGCAGCCUCAGCGCCGUCAGCGACCGCUACCAGGAGAGGCAGAACCACUUCGACGCCCUGCGAGUGGAGCUCAGCAACGAGCUGAGGUGGGUGCAGGAGGUGAUGGGGUCCUUUCCCCUGGACGGAGGUGGCGGAGGUUACCCCAACUGCAGCUUCUCCACCGUCUUCAACAACGACGUGAACGAAGCCCUGAAGGAGCUGCUGAACAGAAGCUGUGGAGGAGAGCUGCUGUCCGGGAUCAACCUGGACUUCACCGAGACGGGACAGCAGAGAUGAACCCGACACCCGGCAGAGACUCAGAUACAGGACGACAAAAAGUGUUCACCCCCCUUGGAAGUUUUCAGAGUCACAGGAGUCUUGGUGGCCUCCUUCACUAGUCUCCUUCUUGGUCGGUCACUCAGUCUUUGAGGACGUUCUGCUCUAGUCAGAUCUACUCAUGUUCCAUGUUCCUUCCAUUAAUGAUGGACUUUACUGGACUCCAGGAGAUACUCGGUAGCGUAGAGGUUUCUUGUGUCCGUCUCCUGACUUCUGCUUUUCAAUUAGUGUCCUGGAUGGAGCAGGUUGUCCUCAAAACCUGAGUGACUGUAUAAGACAGAGACUAGAGAGGGAGGCCAUCAAGAAGACAUGUGGAGACUCUCAAGUCACCUGGAAGAAGGU
Stegastes partitus (bicolor damselfish) is the source of this 2075-nucleotide messenger RNA. It is a transcript of the gene dapk2a, whose product is annotated as death-associated protein kinase 2a. Gene Ontology annotation, biological process: protein phosphorylation; positive regulation of apoptotic process; intracellular signal transduction. Gene Ontology annotation, cellular component: nucleus; cytoplasm. Lineage: Eukaryota; Metazoa; Chordata; Actinopteri; Pomacentridae. Gene Ontology annotation, molecular function: ATP binding; protein serine/threonine kinase activity. Bases 210 to 1694 code for a protein of 494 amino acids. The transcript has 9 exons. The record is from RefSeq and is a predicted model, not a curated record.